GAGGAUUUAGUACUGUAGCGAGUUUCGUGGUGUUACUUGAUCUGUAGUCAGCAUCUCUUUCAUUCUCGCGCUGCCACAACACGUAUAUAUGGCAGACUAAAUAUACAGAAUAUUAAACAGCUGGUGGCGUCUAGACAUCUCCAUCCCCAGUGUUACAUACCCAUUAGUAGCCACACGUGAUCGCUGAUAGGCUGAGUCAGCAGGCGAUAAACCUUUGCUCUUUUCGGCCAGGCAGCGCCUCCUCGUUCCCAACUCCGAUCCCUCUGCGCUGCUCCCUUCGUCCCUUUCCUUUCGCUGGUUUUUUUUCGUCUUUGGUUCGUCGGUCAGAUAUCUCUUUUGUCUCAGUACAUCUUCAUUUUCUUCUCCAGUCGUUCCUUUUUCAUCCCGUUCUUGUGCCGAGUUGCUUUCUGUUGGUCGACGGCGCAAGCGCAUGCUUCUGUAAUACUUCACUUCACUUGGACACUUUCAGUAUGGCGGCACCACCAGUCAGACAAUGGGGAGUUACCCCUCCCAUCUCCACCGUUCUACCGACCCCCGACGAGCUUGCAGCAAACGAUGAUCUUAUCACGGAGUUGAAAGUGCAGAAUAAUUUCGAGAGCCCUGCGGAGACGGAACGAAGGAAACAAGUAUUGCAGCUCAUCCAGCGUGUUACCGUCGAAUUCGUCAAAACAGUCAGUCGGAAGAAGGGCCUUUCUCAAGCAGCCGUCGAGGCCGCCGGAGGGAAGAUCUUCACGUACGGAAGUUAUCGCCUGGGUGUUUAUGGACCGGGCUCGGAUAUUGAUACCUUGGUUGUCGGCCCGAAGCAUGUUAUUAUCGAUGACUUCUUUUCGGAUUUCCCCCCGAUUUUAGAGAAGAUGGCUGCUCCGGGAGCUAUCGAGAAGAUGACUCCGGUCCCAGACGCCUACGUUCCGAUCAUCAAACUUGAAUUGUCCGGCAUCAGUAUCGAUUUGAUCUUUGCUCGCUUGAUCAUUCCUUCCAUUCCUAUGAAUCUGGAUCUCAAGAACAAUGAUUACUUGCGGGGUCUGGAUGAGAGGGAGGUGCGGUCGCUUAACGGCACUCGUGUGACGGACGAGAUUUUGGAGCUCGUGCCCCAGCAGAAGACAUUCCGACUUGCUUUGCGCGCUAUUAAGCUUUGGGCUCAGCGCCGUGCGAUCUACUCGAACAUUGUCGGUUUUCCGGGUGGUGUUGCUUGGGCCAUGUUGGUGGCGAGAGUGUGUCAGUUGUACCCCCAGGCUACCGGCUCGGUGAUUGUGGGCAAAUUCUUCCGGAUCAUGAACAAGUGGGCUUGGCCUCAGCCGGUUCUAUUGAAGCCGAUUGAAGAUGGACCUCUGCAGAUGAAGGUCUGGAAUCCCAAGAUCUACCACGGCGACCGUUUCCAUCUGAUGCCUAUCAUUACUCCUGCCUACCCCUCCAUGUGCGCGACCCACAACGUCUCGAUGUCCACCAAGGCCGUCAUUCUUCGUGAACUCCAACGUGGUGGAGACAUCGUGGACAAGAUUUUCUUGAAACAGCUGCGCUGGGAAGAUCUGUUCGCGCGACACACAUUCUUCACCAAGGAUUACAAAUACUACCUCAGCAUCACUGCAUCGAGCAGAACCAAGGAGGCAGAGUCGGUCUGGUCUGGUCUUGUUGAAUCUAAGAUCAGACACCUUGUUGGAGCUCUGGACAGAAAAGCAACUAUCGCCAUCGCGCACCCCUUCCCCAAGGGAUUCGAGAGAGUUCAUCGUGUCUCUUCGGAUGAGGAAAUAGAGGCUGUCAAGACUGGAUCUACCAAGUACCAAGAUAAGGGAACAAAGACUGAGACCACCGAUGAGAUGAAGGAUGCGGCCCACCAGGCUGCGGCCCAGAACGGGGCAGAGAACACUGAUGUUGCAGCAGCCGAGAAUAAGCCCGUUGAUGACACCCAUGUCAUGUACACGACGACUUACUAUAUCGGGUUGGAGCUCAAGCCACUCGAGCCAGGAUACCAGCCCGGUAUCAAUGAUCUAGCGAUCACCCACGUCCGCAACUUUGAUCUUCCCGAGGAUGUGUUCCAACCGGGAGAGACUCGCCCUACCCGCCCGAAGAAGAAGAUCGUCAAGAAAGCCGAGAUCAGCGGCCAGAAACGCAACAUCGAAUCCUUGGACGUAAGUGCAAGCAAGAAAGCCAAAGUAGCUUACGAGCAGCGAACCGGCUACCAUACGAACUUCGACUCUUCGCAAGUCGCCUAG
Molecule: messenger RNA, 2210 nt
Organism: Aspergillus piperis CBS 112811
Lineage: Eukaryota; Fungi; Ascomycota; Eurotiomycetes; Eurotiales; Aspergillaceae
Product: polynucleotide adenylyltransferase
Exons: 6
Coding region: 471-2210 (579 amino acids)
Cellular component (GO): nucleus
Molecular function (GO): RNA binding; poly(A) RNA polymerase activity
Source: RefSeq, a predicted model, not a curated record